AAAACCUAGAGGGUGGCGUGAGAUUUAGGAUCAGGUGUUGUUCGUGAGAUAUGCCAACCACUGGUCAGCCAAACAAACAUGGCUUACUGUCCCUUUUUAAGCAUCUCACUUCACUUGUCUACCUUAGCUUCUUUUAUCCUACUUCGCAGUCUCCUCAACAAAGCAAAGGAGGAAGCGAAGCUCAUCACUUUGCAGGCUUUACUGCAUUACCCCUCACUGCUUUCCGAUAAAACUUGAAUCAUGAGUGAAGAGCUUGAGAAACCUUUGCUGGAUCCCGGGAAUUUCAACCGGGAGGGGAUUGAUUUGGAACGCUUACCACUAGAGGAAGUUUUUGAGCAACUAAGAACAUCCCGAGGGGGACUUACAUCUGAAGAUGCUGAAGCUAGAUUGGUUAUCUUUGGUCCAAAUAAGCUAGAAGAGAAGCCGGAAAACAAGUUUUUGAAGUUUCUAAGUUUUAUGUGGAACCCUUUGUCAUGGGUUAUGGAAGCUGCAGCCGUGAUGGCAAUUGUCCUUGCUAAUGGCGGAGGUCAGGGUCCUGACUGGCAGGACUUUGUAGGGAUUAUAUGCCUUUUGUUCAUUAAUUCAACAAUUAGUUUUAUAGAGGAAAACAAUGCUGGAAAUGCUGCAGCAGCACUUAUGGCUCGUUUGGCUCCAAAAACAAAGGUUCUCAGAGAUGGGCAGUGGCAAGAGAGAGAUGCAGCUAUUUUAGUACCAGGAGAUAUAAUUAGCAUAAAACUCGGGGACAUCAUCCCUGCAGAUGCUCGCCUUCUUGAAGGAGACCCUCUUAAAAUUGAUCAGUCAGCCCUUACUGGAGAAUCACUUCCAGUCACCAAGAGGACAGGAGAUGAAGUAUUUUCUGGUUCAACUUGUAAGCAUGGAGAGAUUGAGGCUGUGGUUAUAGCCACUGGUGUUCACUCUUUCUUUGGAAAAGCGGCACACUUAGUUGACUCCACAGAAGUUAUUGGACACUUUCAGCAGGUCCUCACUUCCAUUGGGAAUUUCUGCAUCUGCUCUAUUGCUGUGGGGAUGGUUCUUGAAAUCAUUGUCAUGUUCCCUAUACAGCACCGUUCAUACAGAGAUGGAAUCAACAACCUUCUUGUUCUCUUGAUUGGAGGAAUCCCUAUAGCCAUGCCAACUGUACUAUCUGUUACUCUGGCAAUUGGUUCUCAUCGACUCUCUCAACAGGGUGCCAUUACAAAAAGGAUGACUGCAAUUGAAGAAAUGGCAGGAAUGGAUGUCCUCUGCAGUGACAAAACUGGAACUCUGACCUUGAAUCGCCUCACUGUUGAUCGAAACCUUGUUGAGGUUUUUAGCAAAGACAUGGACAAAGACAUGAUUGUUCUGCUUGCAGCAAGAGCAUCAAGACUGGAAAAUCAGGAUGCUAUUGAUGCAGCCAUCAUUAACAUGCUUUCAGACCCAAAGGAGGCUCGUGCAAAUAUCAAAGAAGUCCACUUUCUGCCAUUUAAUCCGGUGGACAAACGUACUGCAAUUACAUACAUUGACCCUGAUGGUAAUUGGUACCGUGCCAGCAAAGGAGCUCCUGAACAGAUACUAAGUCUUUGCCGAGAGAAAAAUGAGAUUGCUGGAAAAGUGCAUGCUAUCAUUGACAAAUUUGCUGAAAGGGGCUUGCGGGCUCUUGGAGUUGCUUUUCAGGAAGUUCCAGAAAGAACAAAGGAGAGCCCUGGAGGUCCCUGGACUUUUUGUGGGUUGCUGGCUUUAUUUGAUCCUCCAAGACAUGAUAGUGCUGAGACCAUUCGUAGGGCCUUAAACCUUGGAGUUUGUGUAAAGAUGAUUACAGGUGAUCAGUUGGCAAUUGCAAAGGAGACAGGAAGAAGACUUGGCAUGGGGACAAACAUGUAUCCUUCUUCAUCAUUGUUGGGUCGUGAUAAAGAUGAGCAUGAAGCUCUUCCAGUGGAUGAACUUAUUGAAAAGGCAGAUGGCUUUGCUGGAGUAUUCCCUGAACACAAGUAUGAAAUUGUAAAGAUUUUACAAGAAAAGAAGCAUGUGGUCGGAAUGACUGGAGAUGGUGUGAAUGAUGCACCUGCUUUGAAGAAAGCAGACAUUGGAAUAGCAGUGGCAGAUGCUACAGAUGCUGCAAGGAGUGCUGCAGAUAUAGUCUUGACUGAGCCUGGCUUAAGUGUGAUAGUCAGUGCCGUCUUGACUAGCAGAGCUAUAUUCCAAAGGAUGAAAAACUACACGAUAUAUGCUGUCUCAAUAACUAUUCGUAUUGUGCUUGGUUUUGUGCUUCUUGCUCUGAUAUGGGAAUAUGACUUCCCACCUUUCAUGGUUUUGAUAAUUGCAAUCCUCAAUGACGGAACUAUCAUGACUAUUUCUAAGGAUCGAGUAAAGCCAUCUCCAAGGCCUGACAGUUGGAAGCUUAAUGAGAUAUUUGCAACUGGCGUUGUCAUUGGAACCUAUCUUGCUUUAGUUACCGUCCUAUUUUACUGGAUUGUAGUUGACACUGAGUUCUUCGAGACUCACUUCAAUGUAAAGUCUAUAUCCGACAGUAGUGAGCAAAUUUCCUCUGCAGUAUAUUUGCAAGUUAGCAUAAUCAGCCAGGCUCUCAUCUUUGUUACUCGCAGUCAAAGUUGGUCAUUCCUUGAGAGGCCUGGUGCUCUCUUGAUGUGCGCAUUUGUGGUGGCUCAACUGGUGGCUACCUUAAUUGCUGUGUAUGCACAUAUCAGCUUUGCUUAUAUUAGCGGCAUUGGAUGGGGAUGGGCUGGUGUUAUAUGGUUGUACAGUUUAAUUUUCUACAUACCUCUGGAUAUUAUCAAGUUCACAGUUCGGUACGCCUUGAGUGGAGAAGCCUGGAACCUCCUAUUUGAUAGAAAGACGGCUUUUACUUCCAAGAAAGACUAUGGGAAAGAAGACCGGGCAGCCCAAUGGGUUCUUUCUCAGAGGAGUCUACAGGGCUUGAUGGCUGCAGACUUGGAUUUCAAUGGUAGAAAAUCAAGAUCUUCUUUGAUAGCUGAGCAGGCCAGGCGGCGUGCUGAAAUAGCCAGACUCGGGGAGCUACACACUCUCAAAGGUCACAUAGAAUCGGUUGUGAGGCUCAAGAAUUUGGAUUUAAAUAUGAUCCAAUCAGCUCAUACUGUCUAAACAACAACGUGAAUAUUGUAUUACUCAGUUUUCGAGUGGACGUAAAUCUAUCAGCAGUUGCUUACAUAAGAAUUUUUGCGUAUAAUCCCAAAAGAAAUCAGGAUUUGUUCAAGAGUCACUAAAAUGGAAUCAGGGUUCUUCGGAAUGACGAACUCGUUCUUUUGGCUUCCAAGGCUGGCAAUGCAUAUCAACAGGCUGAUCAACUCCUGUCAUCUCUUAGUAUGUGUUGCAAAUUUUUUGAUAUAGAACAGGACUACUUGUCUAGAGAUUUCAAUAUUUUUCUUUUCAUUUCCAGAAAUUUUUGUAAUAUUUGGUCAAUCCCAAUACAAUAAGCUGCCUGACACAGUGGAAUUUUUA
This is a messenger RNA of Theobroma cacao (cacao), 3456 nucleotides long. Its product is annotated as ATPase 10, plasma membrane-type. Gene Ontology annotation, biological process: proton export across plasma membrane. NCBI's taxonomy places the organism in Eukaryota, Viridiplantae, Streptophyta, Magnoliopsida, Malvales, Malvaceae. Gene Ontology annotation, cellular component: membrane. Gene Ontology annotation, molecular function: P-type proton-exporting transporter activity; ATP binding; ATP hydrolysis activity. The record is from RefSeq and is a predicted model, not a curated record.